CCAGGUAGAGGUGCAUCCAUCCAGGAGUGUUGUGUGUACAAGAGGGAUCAUGAAGUGUCUUGUUGCUGUUUUGGUCUGUGUGGUACUCGCAGAGGGAAUCGUCAAGAUCCCUCUGCAGAAGCACAAGUCCAUGCGUGAGGCCCUGAGAGAAAAAGGGAUCGAGCUGCCUUACCAGGAUCCGGCUCUCAAGUACCAGGAUGAUGAGUUUGCUGGCUCUGCCAACAUGUACAUCAAUAACUACGCCGAUACCACCUACUAUGGCGCCAUCAGUAUUGGAACACCCCCCCAGUCUUUCCAAGUGCUGUUUGACACUGGCUCUGCCAACUUGUGGGUGGACUCUGUCUACUGCAACACUCAGGCCUGCAACGCACACACAAAGUUCAACCCUCAGCAGUCCUCUACCUACCAGCGCAAGGGACAGUCCAUCUACCUGCCCUACGGAGCUGGAAGCCUCUAUGGAGUCUUAGGAUAUGACACCGUCAAUGUUGGCGGCAUUGUGAUCGAUAACCAGGAGGUCGGUCUGAGCACAAACGAGCCGGGUCAGGUCUUCGAGGUGGCAAAGUUUGAUGGCAUCCUCGGCCUCUCCUACCCAAGCAUAUUGGCUGGAGGAGCGACGCCUGUCAUGGACAACAUGAUUAAUCAACACCUGCUAGACGCCAACAUAUUCGCUUUCUACCUAUCCAGAGAAGGACAGCAGGGCAGUGUGCUCUCUUUCGGAGGAGUGGACAACAGCAUGUACCGGGGCCAGAUCUACUGGACCCCUGUGACCUCUGAGAGCUACUGGCAGAUUGGUGUUGAUGGAUUCAAGAUCAAUAAUGAAGACACCAGAUGGUGCUCUCAGGGCUGCCAGUCCAUUGUGGACACAGGAACCUCCACCCUGACGGCCCCAAGCCAGCUUCUGGGUUCCAUCAUGCAGGCCAUUGGAGCUCAACAGAACCAGUAUGGACGGUACAUGGUGGACUGCAGCCAGAUCAACAACCUGCCAACUCUCAGCUUUGUUAUCAGCGGUGUGUCUUUCCCUCUGACUUCUUCUGCUUACAUCAGUCAGCACUACCAGAAUGGAUACCAGUACUGCUCAGUGGACAUCGCCCCCACCUACCUUCCCUCUCGUGAUGGCCGGCCCCUGUGGAUCUUUGGAGAUGUGUUCCUCAGAGAAUACUACUCCGUCUAUGACCGCAUCAACAACCGUCUCGGCUUUGCUCAAGCUGUCUAAGUUUCCCGAAGCGUAACCUAACCUGACCGUCAUCCUGAUUCGAUUUUAAAACAGAAAUGAAUCGUCCAUAAAAUUGCAUAAUUCUCAAGCAGAAUAAAAGUUAAAAUGCAAGUGUUUUGAUAUUUAAUCUUUCUAAAUGAGAUCUCAUUAUCGUGACAGCACAUCUCCUGUGCUGAGGGUCAUCAAAGGGGUUUCCCCUUUAUUAUUAACCUUGAGCUUGUGUCCGUUUGUGUUAAAUUAAUUUCCAAAACUAACAACCUUUUUAAAUCCUGGGACUCAUAGUGACAAAUAGCUAAAAUUAUGGUUGAAAACAUAUCCAAUUGCUAUUAUUUUCACUGAUUUUUGCAAUAUGUAAAUAAAUAAUCAUUUGAACAGCAUUAUUCUCAUUUUCAAUGAAAAAUUUAUUGUUAUGGUAUGAAUGUUUGAGGGUCUGUACCAACUAAUUAUAUUGUACAAUGUUUGUGGACUGAUGUGUGGGCAGGACAACAAUAUUUAAUUUAAAUGAUAACUUGAAACACAUUUUGACUUUCCAAAUAUUGCACCUCCUAUGAUUUUAAAAUGACUGUAGGCCACGUUGCAAUUCAAUAAUAAAUGUAUUAAUUGUGCUCCUCUCAUUAAAACUCUGAGAUUUUGA
Molecule: messenger RNA, 1847 nt
Organism: Pseudoliparis swirei
Lineage: Eukaryota; Metazoa; Chordata; Actinopteri; Perciformes; Liparidae
Product: gastricsin-like
Exons: 9
Coding region: 50-1213 (387 amino acids)
Biological process (GO): proteolysis
Molecular function (GO): aspartic-type endopeptidase activity
Source: RefSeq, a predicted model, not a curated record